Molecule: messenger RNA, 2103 nt
Organism: Tetranychus urticae (two-spotted spider mite)
Lineage: Eukaryota; Metazoa; Arthropoda; Arachnida; Trombidiformes; Tetranychidae
Biological process (GO): SCF-dependent proteasomal ubiquitin-dependent protein catabolic process
Cellular component (GO): SCF ubiquitin ligase complex
Molecular function (GO): protein binding
Source: RefSeq, a predicted model, not a curated record
UUCCAUGUGAUAAAGCUUUUUUCUUUUCCUCUUACCUUGAAUAUUUGCAGAAUAUAGUAUCUCUUUGUCACUUUUAUUAUGGUUUUUCCCUGUUGUUUACACUAUUCUGUUUGAUGAAAAUAGCCUUUUUUAUGCUUUUUCUGGGUUAACUGUUAUUAUUUUUUAUACAUAUUUUGUGCCCAAUAUCUUAUCACCUGAUUGUGAUCCUCAGUUUGCUGUUGUAUUUCUCUUUCAUACUGCUGUUAUCAUUAUAUUCGUCUAAUUCAGGCAGCCCGGAAUGUCCAUUGACAGCUUACCAGAUGAAAUAUUGGAUUUAAUGUUUGAAAGAAUACUGUUCAUUGAAGAUGUUAUAAGUUGUUCAAAGGUAUGCAGACAUUGGUGGACUUUAGCUCAGAGACGAUUGAAUUACGUUAACUACCUCAUUGCCUGUGUCAGUGUUAAAGAUUUUGAUUCUUUUGCAGAUGUCUGUUUAUAUCAAGGAAGAAAAUUUAUCUUCUAUCGAGCAGAUAAAAGCAGUUAUCAAUACAUGAGAAUACUUCCUAAUUUAAAGAUAAUUGAUGUAGAGAAGAGCUUAGAUCGUGAAGAGGAGACCAUAUUUCUGCGAGCUUUAGAAUCCAGACAGAAAAUCAAAGGCUUGGCUUAUCCUUAUUAUGAACCAGAAGGACCAUGUAAAUCUAUGUUUCUCAAGCACAUAGAAAUGUUCGCUCCUGGUUAUCUUAAUAAUAAUAACGACUUCGUGAUAAACCUUUGUUCAGAUACUAUAAGACAGUUGUUUUUUGAAGAUAAUUAUGUAGCCAUAGAUGAUAUAAUCUCAAAGUGCAAAUCCUUGGAACGGAUUCAUAUUCAUCAUCAUGAAGGAGCCAGGCUAAUGACCUACAACGGAACACCAUCAGAAAGUUUGCAAUAUCUCGAAUUGGAUGUAACUUACUUUUAUUGUCCUGAUACAUGCAUCAAUAAAUUUAUUGAUGUGUGUCCCAAGUUAAAUAGCCUAUUCCUCCGUUUCUCUGAUACAGUGUAUAAUUUUAUUCCCUCUAAAAGCCACAAAUCGCUUGAAAAUCUAGUCCUUGAAUAUUACACGCGUUCAAAGGAUCCCAAACCAAUUAAAUGGACCAAUAUACCGAUAUUUUUGCAAAAGGUUCCUAACUUGAAGAAUCUUGCUAUCCGAUCGUGCCCUGGACUUAAAGAUAUUCACAUAUAUGACAUUCUGACCUCCUGUCCUAACCUUAAACUUCUUGAUCUUAGAGGUUGUUCUGACAUCAAUUCAGAAUCGGAUACUAUGAUCAAUGAAAUACACCAAUCAAAAGACUACCAAAUUGAAAUAUUGACAGGAUCUUACUCUAAAUUACCUCUUCAUCACCACGAAAAAGUUGUCUGCCAAGGAUUUGACUUCAUGAAACAUAUUUUCCAUAAAUCAUGGAAAAAUAUUCCACUUUUCCUAACGCACGAUUGAAAUGGUAAAUUGGUUUGUGCGAAUACAAUUUAGCAUUUAAACACUGUUCUGCAAAAUCUGCAAAGUUCAAAAAGCACAACUGUUUGUUUUCAUCACCCAUCAUCAUCAUAGCGUCCACACCAUCAUCAUCAUCAUGACUGAUCUACGACUAUAUUAGCGCCUUGCCAUAAAUUAUCCAUCAAAUUUACUUCAGAUUAGCACGAGAACUUCGCUGGUAAUGAUUUUAUUGAAUCAUCUUCUCCAAUGUUUCUUCUCUAAUGCAUAUACUUCUUAAUUGUCCACAUGAAAAACCAUUCAACGAUUAAUUAUAUGUAAAUCAUAUUGAUGAUUAAUUUUUUUCUACAAUUAUCAUUCAUCGUUUCAUUUUCAAUCCAUUUACAAGUCACCCUUGUUUUCAUUGAUUAACAACUAAGUUCAUCUUGUGACAAUUUCUGAUUUUUUUUCUAAAUCAAAUUGUUUAUUGUUUAUUUGUUUAAUUAUUCACAGCCAUUAUCUUAAGGUGUUAAAAUUGACUUGCUAAUAUGCUGUUGCUGUAAUGAAAUUACUCUUUCAAAAGACUGAAUUAGCUUUUCAGUUCUUCAUAUAUUGUGAUUUGGUUCUAAUUGUGAUUGCUUUUUUAUCAUCAUUAAACCUAUUUUAUCAGAAAUGAAAAA